Molecule: messenger RNA, 390 nt
Organism: Durio zibethinus
Lineage: Eukaryota; Viridiplantae; Streptophyta; Magnoliopsida; Malvales; Malvaceae
Source: RefSeq, a predicted model, not a curated record
AUGGGUUAUCUGACAAAGAACAAAAUUGAAAUGGAAGGGAUAGCAGUGAAUCUCAUUGAUCCAACCUUGAUAGAUGGUUCCAGGAAUAAAAUGAUGAGAUGCAUCCACAUUGGAUUACUCUGCGUUCAAGAAAACGUAGCUGACAGACCAACCAUGGCUGCAAUUAUUCUGAUGCUUAAUAGCUUAUCAAUCUCCCUCCCGAUGCCAUCAGAACCAGCGUUUUUUAUGCACACCAACAUUGAAUCGGACAUGUCAUCCUCGUUGGGCUAUGAUUUCAUGGUGUCCAAAAGUGAAACACGCCCAUUGUCCAAGAACGAAGCUUCGAUUACUGAUCUAUAUCCUCGAUAGGAUUUGAGAAUUGAAUGUUAAAAUUACAAAUAUUUUGACUAA